This is a messenger RNA of Phragmites australis (common reed), 2866 nucleotides long. Its product is annotated as probable serine/threonine-protein kinase PBL8. The coding region runs from base 1382 to 2569 and encodes 395 amino acids. Lineage: Eukaryota; Viridiplantae; Streptophyta; Magnoliopsida; Poales; Poaceae. The record is from RefSeq and is a predicted model, not a curated record. Gene Ontology annotation, biological process: protein phosphorylation. The transcript has 6 exons. Gene Ontology annotation, molecular function: ATP binding; protein kinase activity.
CUCACUCACUCUCCUCACAACUCAUCCACAGUCACACCCAGGCCCGGCUGCCCCUCAACGGUUGAUGCGUUGCUGGUGCUCCUGCUUUGCCUGCCUGCCAAGUUGCCUUGUUCCGCGCGCACACGCGCAUCCCACAGGAAGGAAGCAUACGGCUUUGCUCCCCUCACUAAAGAGGAAACGCACACAGCUCUCGCCGUCGUCUAUCUCGGAGAAAGAGGCGGAUGGCAUGAAGCAAUCUGCCAACAAUGAGAGGUUGGGCUACCCCUGGUACAAGUAGAACAACCCUACCCACCGCACCGCAAGGAGGAGGAAGACGAGGAGUGGGAGAUGGGCAACUGCGGGACGCGAGAGGAGAAUGCUGUCGUCGCUGCGCACGCGCAAGAAUUUGAUCUUCGCUGGGAUCCUGUUCGAAAUCGGCAUUAUAAAAAGAUGGUUUGGAUUAAAAUCUCUUGCCAAAUUUGUUCCCGGAAUGUCUGAAUUUUUUACUUCAGCAGGGGGUUUUGAUUCAUUGUUUUAUAAUCUUCCGUUGUUGAAGUUUCAUCUUUUCUUUUGUGGCAGUAUCAUUUCUCUGCCAAAUUUGUUCCCGAAAUCGGUAUUAUUAAUCUUUGAUCUCUUCUCUGCUGCAUUUUCUGGUCAAGUUGCCGUUUUCCUGUGCUUUCUCAUCUCGUUGAUUCUUGUUUCACAAAUUCUACUUGAUUCUGUCCAUCGGGAAAAUAAAAGGCACUUUCCCCAAGGAGGCUUCAAUUUCUGUUCUCUUCUCUCUUAUAUUGACUUUCAAUUUUCGCAAGAAUAAAAUAUCAUGAUCCUCCAAGUUGUAUAAGCAUAAUCUCUUCUAGUUGUUAGUUGCAAUUUUAUAAGCAAUCUUGAGGUUUUUAAUUACAUGAUACUGUGCAGUAGAUCUGGUCACUUGUACUGUACCAUUGCUGCAGUCAAUUUGUUUAUGUAUAUCUCUUCUUCUUUUUUCUUUGCUUCCCAUCGAGAAAUAAGUACAGUAGAACCUAUUAUUUUAGGGGAAAAAAGGUCAUUUAAUGGAUGCUAGUAGUUGCCAACUCAUUCAUUUCCACUUGUUCUCAUGUUAUUUAGUUUUAAUAUAUCAGUGUUCCUUCACAUGGGAAAUUGGUAUUUCAUCAUUGGAGUAGCUAUCUUUCUACUAUGUUUGUAAAUGCUGAUAAUGCAAUGUGAAUCCUAGAAUAACAGUAUUUUUUUUUAAUAUAUUUGCGCCCUAUACUAGCGAUAUAAAGCUGUAUAUGUCAAUUUUCUCUAGUGGGUAGCUUUUGUUAUUUUUAUCUUAUAUAUGCGAGAAUUUCCUGUAACUUCAACUCUGUUGAUACCUGAUGGACAAUAGUUUAAACUUUGUCUCUCCUUUUGUUUUUCGAAUAUCAUGUUCUCAGUUCAGCAGCUACACUUGUUACAACAUCCUGCCAAGAACGUUAUUGCAGAUAGGAAGCACACCCGCACCUUAUCAGAUGCAAGUGAUCCUUCAACACCUAGGAAAAUUGAAGAUGCCAAGAACAUUUCCAUAUACAACAAUGUGAUUUCCUUCACAUUGUUUGAGCUCGAGACAAUCACAAAGAGCUUCCGCGCUGAUUAUGUUCUUGGUGAAGGAGGAUUUGGGACUGUUUACAAGGGUUACAUAGAUGAGAAUGUCAGGGUUGGUCUGAAGUCAUUGCCUGUUGCAGUCAAGGUGCUCAACAAAGAUGGACAUCAAGGGCACAGAGAAUGGCUUACUGAGGUCAAUUUCCUGGGGCAGUUAAGGCAUCCAAAUCUGGUAAAGUUGAUUGGAUAUUGCUGUGAAGAUGACCACCGGCUUCUUGUCUAUGAGUUCAUGUUUCGAGGAAGUCUAGAAAAUCACUUAUUCCAAAAGACAGCUACGUCGUUACCCUGGGCUACUAGGAUGUCGAUUGCACUGGGAGCUGCCAAAGGGCUUGCUUGCCUUCACAAUGCUCAAAGGCCUGUCAUCUACAGAGAUUUCAAGACCUCAAAUAUUCUGCUGGACUCAGAUUAUACUGCUAAACUGUCUGACUUUGGCCUGGCAAAAGCUGGCCCAGAAGGUGAUGAGACCCAUGUAUCAACUCGGGUGAUGGGAACCUAUGGUUAUGCUGCCCCUGAAUAUGUGAUGACUGGUCACUUGACAGCUAGAAGUGAUGUCUACAGCUUCGGUGUCGUCCUUCUCGAGCUCCUGACAGGGCGCAAGUCAAUUGACAAGUCACGGCCCAGCAGGGAGCAGAGCCUGGUUGACUGGGCCCUCCCCAAGCUCAAUGACAAGAGGAGGCUUCUCAAAAUCAUCGACCCGAAACUGGAGGGGCAGUAUUCAAGCAGAGCUGCUCACAAGGCCUGCAGCCUUGCAUACUACUGCUUGAGCCAGAACCCCAAGGCAAGGCCUCUUAUGAGUGACGUCGUCGAGACCCUGGAGCCAUUGCAUGGUGGUGGUGGAAGUGAUGGAGCUGGUCAAUCUUCUGGCCUUCCUGACUAUAGAGUUUGCCGCAGGCUAACCGGGAACAACGUCCACUAUAGGACCAUCCCAAACCCCAAAUGUUCCCCUGCUGUCCCGGCAUGCAGAGUUAGGUGAUAGUGGUGUUUCAGUUGCUGCUGGCAUAGGUUCAGUUGUAUAUUGCGAAGUCUAAACCAUGGGUGGUGUGGGUGCAUGUGUGCGUUUGGGUUUCUCUUUUCGCUUUUCAGCCAGCAUUUUGAUGUGUAAAUUUGAUCUGCAUGCUGCUGCUUGUAAGGCCCUCUAAUUUUCACUGUGGUCUUAUGUAUCCUUGACUGAGAUGAGCCCUGCCAAAAGUGGCGGGUUUAACCGUAGGAAUGAAAGGCUGAACUAAGAGUGGUUGGAUGGUUGAUACGGCAUAUGGUGGUGGUGUUCAAA